Molecule: messenger RNA, 1566 nt
Organism: Brettanomyces nanus
Lineage: Eukaryota; Fungi; Ascomycota; Pichiomycetes; Pichiales; Pichiaceae
Gene: NOP56
Product: snoRNP complex protein nop56
Exons: 1
Coding region: 1-1566 (521 amino acids)
Cellular component (GO): small-subunit processome; box C/D methylation guide snoRNP complex
Molecular function (GO): snoRNA binding
Source: RefSeq, a predicted model, not a curated record
AUGGCAGGACUAGACUACGUGUUGCACGAAGAACCUACUGGGUAUGCAAUCUUUAAAGUGAAACUUCAACAGGAUGACGUUGGUGCCCGUCUUAAAGAUGUUGAACAGGCUGCCCAAGACUUAGCGAAAUUCUCCAAAAUGGUGGAACUCGUGUCGUUUGCACCUUUCAAAGGUGCCGCACAGGCCUUGGAAAACAUGAACGAUAUUACAGAAGGAUUGGUUUCUGAUUACUUGAAAUCUAUAAUAGAGUUGAACAUUCCUAAAGGAUCUUCCAAGCACACCAUCAACCUGGGUAUAUCAGACAGAAACUUGGGACCGUCCAUCAAAGCCGUCUUCCCAUACAUUGAUUGCUACUGGAAUGAGGUUGUCCAGGAUUUAAUAAGAGGUAUCAGAUAUCACGGAAUAAAGGUUUUAAAGGGUUUGCAAGAGGGAGAUUUGGAAAGAGCCGAGUUGGGUUUGGCACAUGCUUAUUCUAGAGCCAAGGUCAAGUUCAGUGUGCAGAAGAAUGAUAACCAUAUUAUCCAGGCUAUUGCUACUUUGGAUCAACUUGAUAAGGAUGUCAAUACUUUUGCUAUGCGUGUUAAGGAAUGGUAUGGAUGGCAUUUCCCGGAGUUGGCAAAAAUUGUACCAGAUAACAAGACCUACUGUCAGGUAAUGCUUUUCGUAAAGGAUAAGACUUCGCUUACACCUGACAGCUUACAUGAUUUGGCUGCUCUUGUGGAUGAUGAUGCUGCUGUUGCUGAAAAGAUCAUUGAUGCUGCCAGAAUUUCUAUGGGACAAGAUGUUUCCGAGCAAGACAUGAAUAAUAUGGAGUCGUUUGCGGAGAAAUCUCUACAUAUGAUUGAGUACAGAGCAGGAUUAUCCAAAUAUUUGAAUGACAAGAUGCAUGUCGUGGCCCCUAACUUAUCCGAAUUGAUUGGUGAGGUUGUGGGAGCCAGAUUGAUUUCUCAUGCCGGUUCUUUGACCAACCUUUCCAAACAGGCUGCUUCUACGGUGCAAAUAUUGGGAGCCGAAAAGGCUUUGUUCAGAGCUUUGAAAACCAAGGGUAAUACUCCUAAGUACGGAUUGAUCUACAAAUCCUCAUUUAUUGGAAAGGCUGCUCCUAAAAAUAAGGGUAGAAUUUCUAGAUACUUGGCCAACAAAUGCUCUAUUGCUUCCAGAAUUGAUAAUUUUGCCGACGAUCCAACGAAUGCUUUUGGUAAGGUUCUUAAGAAGCAAGUUGAACAGAGACUUCAGUUUUACGAGGAUGGAAAGCCACCAAUGAAGAAUUCCGAUGCUGUUAAAGAGGCCAUGAACCUCGGAGGAUCGGAUGCCGCUCAGCCAGAGGAACAGGGAAAAUCAGAGAAGCCGGAAGAAUCCGACGAUACAGAAGAUGAGGAAGAAGAGAAGCCUGCCGAGAAGAAAGAAAAGAAAGAAAAGAAAGAGAAGAAGGAAAUAAGGGAGAAGAAAGAGAAGAAAGAGAAAAAGUCCAAGAAGGAGAAGAAGGAACACAAACAUAAGCACCAUGAUAAGAAGAGAAAGGCUGAGGAUGACUCUGAACAUAAGAAGAAGAAGUCUAAACAUUGA